Penicillium pulvis is the source of this 1209-nucleotide messenger RNA. Its product is annotated as DUF3237 domain-containing protein. The coding region runs from base 1 to 1209 and encodes 402 amino acids. Lineage: Eukaryota; Fungi; Ascomycota; Eurotiomycetes; Eurotiales; Aspergillaceae. The record is from RefSeq and is a predicted model, not a curated record. The transcript is spliced from 5 exons.
AUGGGUCGCACUGUCGACCAGGAGGUGCACGCGGCGUUUGUCGAGUUCCGCGCCAAGGAAGAUGACAAGUGUCUUUCCGUUCAGUGUAUCUACUGUCAACAGAUUCGCGCAAAGAAUACCUCGCGACAGAAGCAGCAUCUUCUCGAAUGUCCCGGCCUGCGCGGUCAUCCCAACGCGCCCCAACCUACUCAGCCCGCCCAAGCCCCCAAUGGUAUCGGACCUACCAAUGGAUACCCAGGCACCCCUAAUGGACCUACUACUGCUGCACCGGGCCCAACUGGCCCUACCAUCCCCACGCCCAAUGGCUCCAUGAUCACCAACGGCGUCAAUCCUCAUGCCACCCCGCUCGGUACCCCGUUGUCCACCUUGCAGAACCGACCGCCGAUGGCCACACCCGGCCCGCCAGCGGUCGGCGCGCCUCCAGGUUCCGCGCCUUCGUCACUACCUCCGCCUCGCUCAACCCCGAAACCCAAGUCCAAGCCAAGUACUUCCAGUUUGCCUGCGCCGCCGCUUGAUGAUGUGCACGCUGCGUUUGUUGAGUUCCGCGCUAAAGAAGAGGAUAAGUGUCUGUCUGUGCAAUGUAUUUACUGUCAGCAAGUGCGCGCAAAGAACACUAGUCGCCAGCGUCAACAUUUGCUGGAAUGCCCUACCUAUCUCAGUGUUAUGAAGGAUUCGAUACCCGCCAACAACCUCCUGCACACAUUCCCUGAGGGUGAUGUUGCGCGAUCACUCCAGAUUCCUGCACCGACGCUCGAGCUUGAUUUCCGCAUGAGCAUCAAGAUGAAUCCUAAGGUUCCUGUCGGCCAGAGCAUCUGGGGCCACCGCGAGUGGGUCUCAUUCAUUGGUGGUCAGUGGGCUGGUCGAUGGGGCAAGGGUAUUGUUCUGCCCGGUGGUCAAGACACACAGAUCGUGACGAAGGACCAAACUACUCACCUUCGUGCGAACUACUUGCUUCAGACUGCCGAAGACCCUCCCGCUUUCAUCAUGGUUAAGGCCGAGGGUUGGCUUACUGGUGCCAAGGACAUCCUCGAGAAGGUCAAUGAUCAGGGCCAAGCUGACGGUAUAAACCCUGGAAGUUAUAAAUACCGCAUCAAUCUUUCCAUGGAGACAGGCGACGAACGGUUCACCUUCCUCAAUACCCUCAUGUGGAUUGGCAGCGGUUGCCGUCGCGGUCAAGAAGUUAUCUUCGAUGCAUUCCGUGUCAACUAA